Messenger RNA from Echinostoma caproni, 840 nucleotides. Lineage: Eukaryota; Metazoa; Platyhelminthes; Trematoda; Plagiorchiida; Echinostomatidae. The record is from the annotation of a GenBank genome assembly.
AUGCAAAACAGUAAUAUGGAAAACGUGAGGGUACGCCGAGGCAGUGUGGUGCAACGUGAAGGUGGGGCGGGGCACUUAACAGUGGGACUGGUAUACAGAACCCCGUCAGCCAUUGCUGAGGAUGUUCUGCACAGCAUUCGUCGGUGGACCGCAGGCGGACGUUGUGUGCUUCUGGGUGAUUUCAACGCUCCUAAUAUCAACUUUGAGGCCGGAGUUUGGGGUUACCAUGAUGGUACGUUUGAGUAUCAGCUAUAUGAGCUGUUAGAAUCCCUCUCAUUAUAUCAACAUAUUCAGGAUCUCUCUCGCAUCCAAGUGAGUUCGGCAUCGGUGUUAGACCUUGUCUUGUCACCGAGACGUUCUGAUGUGGUCGACAUAGUUCGACCGGAUCCUUUCGGAUCGAGCGACCAUGUGGCUAUUGUAAUUUAUUGGCGCAUAAACUUUCAUAUCGUGAAAGAUGCUCAGGAGCGUCCCAAUGUGUGGAAUAAACAAUACGAAGAACUGCGAGCGACUGCACAGUGUCUUCAGUGGCCAACAAAUGAGGAUAUCGAUGAUGAUGUUGAAACCAGGUGGGCUCAGUUCAAGAACAACAUCAUCAAUCUAGUCAGCAUGUCCGCUCCACCCAGGUGUACCUCAGCCAAACGCUGGAACCGGGCGGCCUUCGAGGACAGCUUAGCAGCGACCGCUGCUACCGCGCCCAAGAGGCUGUUCGCUUAUCUGAGACGAGGAACCGAAUUUCCUACCACCCUACCACCACUCUUGGACCAAGGAAUGCCAAAGGAUGAUCCAGGUGAACAGGCGGAUAUAUUCGCACGGCAUUACGCAUCAGUGUAUGAGUCAUAG